Messenger RNA from Scylla paramamosain (green mud crab), 2987 nucleotides. RefSeq lists its product as uncharacterized. The transcript is spliced from 8 exons. Bases 215 to 1501 code for a protein of 428 amino acids. The record is from RefSeq and is a predicted model, not a curated record. Lineage: Eukaryota; Metazoa; Arthropoda; Malacostraca; Decapoda; Portunidae.
CACCAGUGUGGGCGAGGGCCGCGGGAGUGACUAGUGAGCGACUGAGGGUUGAGCACUCAGUCUCCGCUAGUGCGUGUGUGGGUGAAGGUGUGUGUGCGUGUGGCGUGUGUGUCUGUUGCUGCCGAGCCCUGAGUGAGUGGGCGCCAAGCCGGAGUGAGAGCCAGGGCGCCACACACAGUGAUAUUAAGACAGGGAGAGGAAGAACUGGUGUACGAUGGGCGACUUCAAAGCCGCCACGACGCUGCUUCUCCUGCUGGCGGCGACGACGGUGAUGGCAGGUUUCGGAAAUUUAAAUUUAUCAAGAGGAGGACACAUCUCGGGCUGCAAAGAAAUUUCAGAAUACAUAACAGUAAAUCAUGAUGAUGAUGACGACUCCAUGGAGAUUCAAGUCAUGAUGGACCAAAACGGGAGGCGUGUGACUCAGGUGUCGUUGAAAGGCUUCGAAAACUUUGAAGAGUGUCGUGCAAUGAAGAAACACAACUACUACCUUCUCAGAAUGAACGACAGUGGGAAAGGCUGCGGGUACAACAGAUGUACGAACCUGGUGACGGGUAAGAAAACUUACAGUGCUAAGCUAAUCAUUAAAUUCUCCACCGGCAACGAUGAAGAGAAAAGUAUUGUCUGCAGUUCUGGCGGUAAACAGAAGAGAGACGUCCUUCCCCCGGAGUUUAUUGAGCCUGAUUUCAUCGAGAUAACAUCAGAGGUGUCCGGCACUGCUCCCAUCCCGAUCCUGAAUGUGGGAGUGAGGCAGAACGGACAGCUGGUGGGUGGACAGAUCAGCGUCCGGCCAGGCACGCCACUCACCAUGGAGGUGUUCUUGGACGACGUCUCGGCAAAGAUCUACGGGAUCCUGAUGCAUAACAUGGAGGUGACUGACAUGGCCAACAAGCGGGAGACGAUAAUAUUCAACGGGUGCUCCGUGGACCCGAUUCUCUUCGACAACUUCAUCACAACAACCGGUGACACUGUGGCCGCCAAGUUCAGAGCCUUUAAGUUCCCUGAGACCAACUACGUCAUGUUCCGAGGCACCGUGGACGUCUGCCUCGACAAGUGCCAGGGGAUCGCGUGCAGCAACGGCCAGGUCGGGUACGGGCGACGGCGACGAGGCAUUGACGACCAGACUCCCGACCCCAACAAGAUCUUCGAGGUGACAAUGAUGACCAUACUGAAGAUAGAGGAGCCACUCAACGACACCAUGAGCCUGGAGAAGAGGCUGGCGGAGGAGGUGCAGAACCAAAUGGCGGAGGAGUUGAAGACGAUGGAGCUCGCACUGCAGGAGAUGAAGGAGGAGAGGAUGAUGAUGGAACAAGCUCUGCGGGAGGAGACAAACCCUUGGAGAAGACCUGCCGUUGUGUCUGUUAUUGGGGAAGACCGAACCUCCAUCCAGUCCAGCGAGAGGCGGGAGCCUGGCUACAUCAACUACAGCAGUGCCGAGACUCUCAGCCAAAGUCUCCUGCUGCUGGGCGUGACUGCUGCCGCUCUGCUCGCUCUUCGUGUGUAAUACUCCUCAUCCUAGCAGGAGAAAUGCUACAUCUUGCCCUCCUGCUUUCAUUCUUGGUCCUAGCGAUGAUUGGCAGUGCUAUAAAACCUUCUUUCUCUGGUCCAGUGCGGCGAGGCGUCGUAAAGAAGUAAACAAGUAUUCACGGACAAACUUUUCAUAUUCUAGAUCUUGUGGUGAGGGAUUGUCCUGCAGGUGUGUCCUUGCUCCCUCCACCUCUGCCGUUCUUGCUGUUACUGCUAUCUUAUUCUACACCAAGCUUCCCACACCUGCCUCUUCGCUGGGCAGCACACCACCACUUCCCAGCAGACACAAAGCCCGCGUGCCAGGCCGUCGUCUCUCAGACUGAGGAUCUCACUGCAUUUCGAACACGCGUCUCGGAUUCUCUUGUCCCGAGCUGUGGGCCUCGAGGGUGAAGGGCGACUGUGUCUGUUCGUGGCAGCGAUGCGUGAUCUGCCCUGCGGCCUCCCCUCCUCUGUUCCCUUCCUUCUCUGGCUUUUAGAAUUCUCGCCUCGCCUGUGCUCAUCCCCUCGCCCCUGGCCAUCCAUUCCCCGCCGCCGCAGGUCCUCGCCGGUCGGCUUGGCUGCCUUGUUUUACUGCAUUUCUUGGUUUUCCUUCACCGAGGAUACGACUUCCUCGGGAAGGUCCCGCCAUCUUGAUAUUGAACGAGCUUUAAAGUCUUCUUGUGCAUCACUGGCAUUUUCAAUAUAAGUUAAGUUAGUCCCGGUAACUCCCAAUCCCUACAUCCACCACCCCUCCCGCCCCCAACCCGGCCCGGACGCCAUCUGAUGUCCACUGGGCCACGAAUGUCUUCCACCUUUAUCAGCUUCAGAGUAAUUGUUUCACGUCUCCAAUUGUGUGCCACAAUAGUUUAUAUAAUUAAUGGAUUUUGUAAGUGUCAUAGUUUUGUAAGUGCAAUAAAUCCCUAUAUCAGUUUUGUACAUCAAAUAUGCAUUAUGGAUUAACAAGGAUGUUCACCGGACAACCCACAAAGUGUAGCUGUUGUAGACAAUGACACGGAGCCUCUGGUGGACGCCCAGCGUACGGUCUGCAGCGUGCAGCACGCGGCCCUGGGCGGCCAGGCCUCCUCUCGCAGCUCUCAAGCAGACCUUCCGUCAGUGUGUUGUUUUAACUCGUAGGGUAAAGUGACUGGUGGUGGGAGGACACAGCCCUCUGUGUCCCGCCUGUGUGUUGCCUCUGCUCCUAAUGUUCGCAGCCACGCACGCCACGCCGCCGCCGCCCCUCCACAGGCGUGUUUCGCCACCCCUGCGGGGCGUGGCAGCGCGAGUGGUGCUAGGCGGCGUCGUGGCCCAGACUUGUCAGUGGCACGGUCAGUUGUCAGUCAAGAAUAGCUUGCAAACUGGCCUUGCCACACACGUCUUCCGUGCUGGCCUCGGCGCCGUAACAACAACUAACAAAGUGCUUGUACAGCUGUACAGUAGAAUAAUGUCACAUAGUAACUUGAUGUAAAAUAAACUGUGAUAGUUUC